UUUGGCUCUUGAAAGAGCAAUAAAUCUCAGCAUCUUCUUCUCUUUCUCUAGAAGCUUCUUUUCUGUUCUUUAUUCUCCUCUUUCAGCGCGAAUAGUUUUCGUUGUUCAAUUCCUUUGUCGUACUAAAAUUCGAAGCAUGAGUCGGACUCAAAAGUCGGCUCCCUCCACCCAAACCUUCAAAUUCCUCUACAGUUACGGCGGCAAAAUCCUUCCUCGGCGCUCUGACGGCAACCUCCGUCACAUCGGCGGCUUAACUAGAGUCCUCUCAGUUGAUCGCUCUAUUUCAUUUUCAGAGUUGAUGGUGAAAUUUGGAGAAUUAUGUAGAUCGUCUAUGAUAUUAAGAUGUAAACUGCCGACUGAGGAUUUGGAUGUUUUAGUAUCGAUUACCUGUGACGAGGACCUGGCGAAUGUGAUCGAAGAGUACGAUCGAGUUUCGGCAUUGACGAAUCAAGAGAUUAAGAUUAGAGCCUUAUUAUCUCCGAUUAAUUUGCAGAAGAAGAUCUCUCCUCCGUCUUCGCCUAUGUCUUCCCUCGAUUUUCCGACAUCGAACGUGAAGCCUCGUAAAGUCGGCCGUUUCUACUCACCUCCGGCGUAUUCGGCGGCGCAUAGAUGUUCCUCACCAGCUUUGGGUUAUCCGGUAGGGAUACCCAGUGACGGCCAGGAACUUCACUAUCCUUUUUAUGGACACGGAAGCAUUAGGCCUCUGUAUUACUUUGCUCCUCACCAUUACCAAUAGAUCAACAAAAAUACACAGAGAGAGAGAGAAGUUAUAAUAUUUUUCUUGGGAGAUAUCAGAGUUGUACAUGGACGAAAUGAAUCUCCUUCACACAGAAAAAGGACAGUAAAAAAAAUAUUACCUUGUUACAUAAAAAAUUUACGGAUUAACAAAAAGACAGAUUCAACUUUCCUGGUGCGUGAAUUAGAUUGUACAUUGUUUGAAAUUUUGCCGUUUAUUUAAUUUAGAGAUGGAUUUAAAAUUCGAGAUGAAGUUAUUAAAAUUCUGUGGAUUUUGAAAAUGA
Messenger RNA from Nicotiana attenuata, 1019 nucleotides. RefSeq lists its product as uncharacterized. The record is from RefSeq and is a predicted model, not a curated record. The transcript is spliced from 2 exons. Gene Ontology annotation, molecular function: protein binding. Bases 137 to 736 code for a protein of 199 amino acids. Lineage: Eukaryota; Viridiplantae; Streptophyta; Magnoliopsida; Solanales; Solanaceae.